Molecule: messenger RNA, 2666 nt
Organism: Lepisosteus oculatus (spotted gar)
Lineage: Eukaryota; Metazoa; Chordata; Actinopteri; Semionotiformes; Lepisosteidae
Gene: synpra
Product: synaptoporin a
Cellular component (GO): synaptic vesicle membrane; synaptic vesicle
Source: RefSeq, a predicted model, not a curated record
CACGCAUUUCAUUCCGACAUGCAGCACAAAUGUGUACUUUUACACCAGAUAGCAAUAAACAGUAUACCAAUGUCAGUGUUGUCCAAUGACAAAAUGCAAAAGCUCUCGCUCGUCUUCGGAAAGCCAAUCCUGGUCUGUCGCUGUGGAGCUUUUUUAUUUUUCACCAAGGCAUAGGCAGCCGGCUUUUUCCGUACCGAGUAGUAACAUUUGAACAGCGAGUCGUCUGUUUGUGCUGGAGAGACGUGCACGUCAACUGGGUUUUAGGUGUGAAAUCCAAAUCUGCUACUGCGGAGACAGCGUUCAAAACAAACUAUUUCCAAAUGGAUACGGCUAAUCAGCUGGUUUCUACCGGGAGGUUUGGUAUAGCGAAGGAGCCUCUUGGAUUUAUGCGCGCUUUGGAAUGGCUUUUUGCAAUUUUUGCAUUUGCAACAUGCGGUGGGUACUCCGGCCAGCUGCAGGUCAGUGUAGACUGUGUAAACAAGACGGACAGCAACCUGAGCAUUGGCAUCGAGUUUGCUUAUCCUUUCAGGUUGCAUCAGGUUUAUUUUGAUGCCCCCUUGUGCGAAGGCAAAAGGCGAGAAAGGCUUUUCCUGAUAGGAGACUAUUCUUCAUCGGCUGAGUUUUUUGUCACCAUCGCUGUCUUCGCCUUCUUGUACUCCCUGCUGGCCACCGUCGUGUACAUUUUUUUCCAGAAUAAGUAUCGAGAGAACAACAGAGGACCACUCAUUGACUUCAUAGUGACGGUGGUGUUCUCCUUCAUGUGGCUGGUGAGCUCCUCGGCCUGGGCCAAGGGGCUGUCCGAUGUGAAGGUGGCCACAGACCCCAAUGAGGUGCUGCUGCUCAUGUCGGCCUGUAAAGUCCAGGCCAACAAAUGUCUUUCAGUCCGAGGACCUGUGUGGUCAAGCCUAAACACCUCUGUGGUAUUUGGAUUCUUAAACUUUAUCCUGUGGGCCGGAAACAUUUGGUUUGUCUUUAAGGAGACUGGGUGGCAUUCCUCCGGACAGAGGUAUCCUUCCAGCAGCACAGAAAAACAAGCAAGUGGCUUUAAUCAGCAGCCCUACAAUCAAGGUGGAUAUGAUCAAGAAAACUUUGGCCAGUCUGGUGGGUACAAUCCACAAGGGGAGUACGGGCAGCAGUCCAACUACAGCCAGGUUGGCAGCUAUAGCCAGGCUGGGUAUGCCCCAAGUGGGCCAACCUCCUUUGCCAAUCAAAUGUAACAUCCGUACCCUGGCCAUUACUGCAAUUUAAGAUUGGAAAAUCAAGGGAGAUCUCAUGGUUAUGAGUUGCAGCCUAAAUUAGACUCUGCAAUGGAAUAUAUUCUGUUGUUAGUAGUCUAGUGAUUGGAAGGUAUUUGAUCUAGUUUGUAAAAAAUGCAGCAUAUCUACAGUAGGUUGUCUGUACAGACAAGGUAUUUUCUGGAGUGGCUGUCCCUGAACUCAGUAUUUCUAUUGUAAAAAUCAAAAUUGUAUUUUUUUUCCAACUUUGGUUUUAUUUUCUUUUUUGAAUGUUGUAUUGCAGUGGUUUCAAUUGUUCGUAAGCAAUUUCUUUUCUGUGAUAGGUGCUAUGCCACAGAUCAUUACGGUAAGUAUUUCUAAACUGUUUUGCACUCUUGUGAGAGAAAAUGUGGUACUUUGUAUCUUUAUUGAAGAUUACUUUAUUGUGUUAAUAAAGUGCAUGAAAUUGUGCAUUUCAAUUAAUAUAUAUGCCUGUAUGUGCACACUUGAAUAAUUUUAUAACACAUAGUGCCGACAGGAUUAAACUGAUGUUAACUUACAUAAAAAAUAGGCUUUACAUAAGGUUAAUUCCUUUUAAUUUGUCUUAUAUCUUAAAGUUUAAAUUAUUUAUAAAAGAUGCUAGUUCUAAUUGUUGAAAAUCCUGAUAUACUUUCCUCACACUUAUUUGCUUUUCUUAAAAGUUAAUUUUGGAGCAUUUUACAAGAUGUUUGCUUAAAAAGGAUCAAAUUCACUUUUAUUGGAUAUUAAUGAUUUUAUUGCACAAAAUGACUGCCCUUAAUGGAGAAAUAUCUGUUGUGGAUGUUUUGUGAGUACAGUAUUUUGAUGUUUAGUGUUUAUACUUGUAAAAGGGGCCAUUCAUUUGUUAAAAAAUGUACUUUUGUGGAAUUUUAAUAAAGACAAAGAUUUGGACAGGUGUUUUAAACCUUUGCUGCAGUCAAAGUAAGCAAUUACUACGUUUUCAAAGCAUGUGUGAUGCAAGAAAAUAGUUAUGAUGUCAACACCUUUUAGCCAGUAGCAAUUAAUAACAGAUUAAUGCUUUUAUGUUGCAAACCGCAAAGCUCAUCUAAGUGUUGUUUCCUUUUCUAUUCAGAACACCACAACAAUUGUAUUUAAUGACAUUUUAAAUAAUUCGUUCUGAUAAGCCCAAUUUGCACAACUAUUAAUAAGAUUUAUACAUAUAUAAAUUCGUAAUUUAACUUUUCCUUCCUUGUUUUUGACUUUCAAAGCAUGUGGCCACAAUCAUCACAGUAAUUGCAUUUGUUAGACCAUAUAUAUACUGUAUAUCAUCCUUGUGUUUGCUCUUCAGUGUUACAUUAUAAUGUGAUAAAGUUGGAGUCCAUAUACUCUUGUAAUCUGUAAGCGAUUACUCAGUGUGAAUGAUAUUAUAUAUGCAUUUCAAAUAACAUUAAUAAAGAUGUUGCACAAACCAUG